This is a messenger RNA of Lottia gigantea (owl limpet), 918 nucleotides long. RefSeq lists its product as hypothetical. The record is from RefSeq and is a predicted model, not a curated record. The transcript is spliced from 4 exons. The annotation marks the transcript as partial. Lineage: Eukaryota; Metazoa; Mollusca; Gastropoda; Lottiidae. Gene Ontology annotation, cellular component: mitochondrion.
CAAGAUAAAGUGGAUAAAAAAGACUUUCGAAAGGCUGUAGAUAUAUAUUUAAAGAAAGAGUCACUGUAUAGAAGGGGUAGUGUGGAAUUUAUUAACUCAGCCUUAAAACAGAUGAAAAAGUAUGAUGCACAUAGAGAUUUGAUGUCAUAUAAAGUUUUAAUAUCAGUUUUUCCAAAAGAUAAAAUGAAGCCAUUAUCUUCGUGGCAGAGUGAAAUGAUGCAUUAUCCGAAACAACAGCAAUGUGGGAUUGAUAUUAUGGAACAGAUGGAACGAAAUGGCAUUAUACCAGAUCAACAAUUUGGAGACCUGCUGUAUGAUAGAUUUGGUGAAACAUCUCAUGUCUUCAGAAAAUAUCAACGAAUGGCAUAUUGGCUACCCAAGAUAAAAAAUGCCAAUCCUUACCCUGUACCAGAUACUUUUCCUGAUUGUAGAAUAGAAUUAGCUAAACUAGCUUUAAACAGAAUGUGUAUAGAUUAUCACAAUAAAAUAACUGUUUGGGAGACACAUGAUAAGGAAGAAGAGGCAACUCAAAAUACCUUUAUUGCUAGUGCAAUGAGUCCUGAUCAACAGGAAUUAAUAUCAAAACAUCCCAUUAGUAAACCAUUGUUUGUUGAAGGCUAUUACACUACUUGGUUGAGACAUAUUAGUCAGCAGUAUUUUGUACUCAGAGCUGAUCCUCAGCCUAUAAAUUUUGAAAGGAAAAAGGCAGAAGCAGACCAAGAACUAUUUGAAUGGGAAACAAUAUUCGAGGAAGAACAAUCAACUAUGAUAACUAAUGAAAUUGGGAUACAUGAACAAGAGGAUGGUACAAUAUUAGGAAUGUGUAUAACUGGUACUGCUUCCAAAAACUCUGUGAUGACAUGGGUGAAAUAUCUACAGGAAAACAACCCUAACCUGAUUAAUAUACCCAUAGUGUUC